AUCGCCGAGGCUCCACCAGCAUCAAACGGCAGGAAAGGUCUCUCCUUGCACUGUUCAAUCAGCCCGCCUAUCUCUCAUAAGCAAGCACGAUGCAUGUCAAGGCGGGAUUAUUAUUAGUCGCCUGGGCAAUUGGUGCCACGGCUACACGAGGCUGGUGGGGCGGCGAGGUGCCAGCCCAGCGAUCGUACAUGUAUGUUGGAGGACAAUAUGCUCAGAACAGUGCUGGCCAGCAUGUCUUCGCGAAUCAGAUGUACGUGGAAAAAUUGACCCCAGCCGAGGGUGUCACCAAGCCGUAUCCAAUUGUUUUUAUCCAUGGACAAGCUCAAACAGGCACAAAUUGGCUCAACAAGCCUGACGGAGGUGAAGGCUGGGCCUCCUACUUUCUCUCCCAAGGAUAUGCAUGCUAUAUUAUCGACCAGACCUUCCGCGGCCGCAGUGCCUGGUUCCCUGGCAAUGGGACGCUAAGCACGUAUAGCGCCGAGCUGUUGCAGCAGCGCUUCACCGCACCGCAACUAUACAACCUCUGGCCGCAGGCGUCUCUGCACACCCAAUGGAAUGGGACAGGCGUCAUGGGCGACCCGAUCUUUGACACUUACUAUUCCUCGACGGUGGAGUUCCUCAGUUCAGCCACCUACCAGCAAUCGACUGUCCAGGCCGCCGGCGCCGCCCUGCUCGACACCAUCGGAUCCCCAGUCAUCCUCCUCUCCCACUCUCAAGGCGGAUUGAUGCCCUGGCUCAUGGCGGAUGUGCGCCCGAAUCUCGUCCACUCCAUCGUCUCGAUUGAGCCCACCGGCCCUCCUUUCCAGGAGGCUGUGUUCAGCAACACUUCCGCCCGUGCUUACGGGCUUACCGAUAUCCCUCUAACCUACUCGCCCGCCGUGACCAAUCCUGUCACCGAACUGGUGAAGCAGGUAAUUCCUUCCAACUCAUCCCUGUAUUCCGACUGCGUCAUCCAGGCCGAUUCACCCGCACCAAGACAGCUCGUCAACCUCGCCCAUGUGCCCGUUCUGGUCCUGACGACCGAGUCGUCUUACCACGCGCCUUAUGACCGGUGCACAUUCCAGUUUCUGCAACAGGCAGGCGUGCCGGCUCAACACCUCCAGCUGGCGGAUAUCGGCAUACAUGGGAAUGGACAUAUGGUGUUCAUGGAGAAGAACAGUUUGGAAGUUGCGGCUAUCUUGCAACGGUGGAUGGAGCGGACGUAAUUCAUGGAAUGGAGAAGUUUGUUUCGCUGGCCAAAGCUGUAUUUUGAUCAUUUUCCUUCACUUUCCUCACACGAGGUACAGAAUAAUGGAGUAGAAAAAUGCCGCCUUCUAUCACCUCUUCUCAUACUAUAUACUGUCUUUUAAUAGGCAUCCAUGAC
Molecule: messenger RNA, 1363 nt
Organism: Penicillium brasilianum
Lineage: Eukaryota; Fungi; Ascomycota; Eurotiomycetes; Eurotiales; Aspergillaceae
Source: the annotation of a GenBank genome assembly